AUGGUGAGAAUGAAGAGCUUACUGAAUGGUAAUGUUUGGCUCUGGGACCGCGGCAAGUUCAUGAACAGAAGAUUUCUAAUGCAGGGCGAAGAAGUGGCGACCACAGUUAUAAAUGUUUCUCCUUGUUAUGCCAAUGGAAAACCGCUGAAUGAAGAAUUUUUCGUUGAGGAUCCCUCUGAGCUCCUUGGCAAAGAUUACCACUUCAAGGUCAGCAUUCGAAAUGCUAACGUUCAUGACAGCAGGUUCAACAAAGGGUUGUACAUCAAAUACAAGUCAUUCCAGGAAACCGAAUUCACCACAACUAAAACCGUGAAAGAUACUCUAUCACCGGAGUUCGAUGAAAAGGAUUCAAAAGUAUUUCACUUUGACGUUGUGAAACAAGAGCUCUUGGACUGGUUCGAUUCUGGCUGCAUCACUUUUCAACUGAUGGGCCGUCAAGAGGACAGCGAUCCGGAUUCCAGUCGUAAAAGAAUGACCACUAAGGAGUUGCGUCAAAUGGAAAUGCAAAUGACCAGGCCUGGUAUGGGUGCUCGAUCUACCACCAUGAUAGGCAAUGACAUCGCUCCUGCUCAACUUAAGGCCGAACACAUUUUGCUGAAGAGGAAAAACCAACUUCUGCUCAAGAAAGAAAAACGCAUCCAGGAUCUCUGUACCGAAUGGGCCAAAAAGCCGAAGGAAGAGCAGUCAUUUGAAGCUUUCCAUCGGGCAGUGAGCGCGGCAGCCGCUCACCAGUAUGGACGAACUAAAUACAAAGUCAACACGCUGAUGGUGAUGUUGAAGAAUCAAAACGGUACCACGGCUAAUGGCGGAGUCAUCAAAGCGGACCCCAAAGUCACAGAGGGGAGUCGCGCCUGCGUUAUUAUGUGAUAAACCGCUGGCCACCGUAGUAGUUUCACCGUGGGCCUUGCCAUCACUGUAGCAUUUUUGCCCUUAGUCGUUUGUAGAUUCCUAAAGUUUUUAACAAAUUGCUUAAAGAACUGAUGUAAAAGACUAGUGGAAACUUAUAUCCUUUUUAACUGUGGUCUUGCUGGACGAGCCCUUUGAACCUUGAACUUUCAGUUCCAGAAAAAGCAGCGUUUCACAGCCGUUUCUUUCGUGGAACUUAACACCCCCCCCCCCCCGCCCCCCCCCCCCCCCACCCCCCCCCCUUCACUUUGAGCUUUGAGCAGGUAUCACUCCAUUUGUACUUAACACUUGACCCUUUGUGCCCGAGACUGAUCAGCAGUCAACUUCUCUUUUCCUUAGUAGAGCAUUUUUGAGCUGACGGGUGAUGAGAGACAGUGAAAGCCAUCAACUUUGAGAUAAAUUUUCUUGAUUUACAACUAAUUUCUCAUACCUUGCACAAGAACAACCGUAUGACAAUUAGGAAAGGGAAUUCGCAAUUCAAUCUUUGGACGUAAAAGGUUAGUACCAUGUAAGAACACUAGGAUGUGAAAACCGGUGCGGUUGUUUUGCAUAGCAAAAUAUUUAAAUCUUUAAUCAACGAAUCAGUAAGGUAUUUGAAAGUGGAGAAUAUAUAUUUUUAUAAACGGAGAUUGAUCAGUGAAUGCGUAGGUUUCUUUUUUUCUCAAGCGUGCUUCUAAUGGUUGUCAGAUAAGUCUUGAUCUAGGUGUUCAGGAAAAAAAUGAUAGGAACAUAGUUGGUAAUAUUUAUUGCACCUUUUGUACAGAUCUGUUGUUUUUGUAGUCAUAAUCUUUGUAAUAAAAUGACAACUGUGGAUUGUGA
This is a messenger RNA of Orbicella faveolata, 1725 nucleotides long. Its product is annotated as kinesin-like protein KIF28. Lineage: Eukaryota; Metazoa; Cnidaria; Anthozoa; Scleractinia; Merulinidae. The record is from RefSeq and is a predicted model, not a curated record. Gene Ontology annotation, molecular function: ATP binding; microtubule binding; microtubule motor activity. Gene Ontology annotation, biological process: microtubule-based movement.